Messenger RNA from Chroicocephalus ridibundus (black-headed gull), 979 nucleotides. It is a transcript of the gene TMEM207, whose product is annotated as transmembrane protein 207. Lineage: Eukaryota; Metazoa; Chordata; Aves; Charadriiformes; Laridae. The record is from RefSeq and is a predicted model, not a curated record. The transcript is spliced from 5 exons. Bases 242 to 787 code for a protein of 181 amino acids.
UUUGAAGCAGGUCCUGUUAAAUACAGCCGUGGGUUAAUACGGAACUAAGCUGCAGCAACAGGAAUUUGUGAACAGCUAUGAAAAGACCAAAACAACUGCAAGGUGCUGACCUUAAACUAGUGUUUCUUUAACUUCUAGCAGCUGUUUGAGUGUGUCCAUGCAAACCCAAAUUCAUUCCCUGGCUAGUGGAAGUUUCUGAAGCGCGGGAAGCCAUUGGGUAACGUGUUCUCUGGCUGAAGGCAUGAUGUGCAGAGAAGUUUUAAAAGCUCCAAAUUACGGAGGAGUUUUAAAAGCUCCAAAGAACAUUGCUGCAAACAAAGGUCUUUCCACGUUUCUCCUGCCAGUGAUGCGGAAACCUGGAGCUUUGUGUUUCGCUUCAUGGAUCACAGGAACUGGAGUUCUGUGUUUAAACUUCUUCCAGUUAGCAGACUCUGAGUCGGACUGUGAGCUUGGCGAGAGGUGCAUCGGGGAUAGCGAUGAAAACUAUAGCAGCUGGUUCCUGAUGUUGUUUUUCCUGGCCUUGCUCCUGUCCUGUGGGAUCUGCUGCUGCCUGCACUGCUGGCUGAAACGGCGGAGCUGCCCCCGCCACCGACGCACCUUGGCCGUCUUCGCGCUCAGCAGCUCGGAUGCCUUCUGUGCGAGUGAAGUGCCUCAGUGCCCGUUCUCUGGAUCUUCGAGCCCCUGCAUGACUACAGAGAUGUCCUCGUCUCCUGCCCCAUGGUUCAGCCUUGGGGAAACUGAGUUGCCUCCAUCCUAUGAGGAUAUUAUGAAGGAAAACAAGCUCUAGACACCACAUGUUGAGUGUCUGUGAUUCCACUGGGUUAAUUGGAGAUCUUCCAUUAUGCUACAGUAAUGUGAGAUCAAAUCACCCCGUUCCACAGGUUGGCCGAGAGACUGAACAGCAGCACGUAUUUCAUCUGUACCUAAAAGGGGAGACAAAGUGCAACGGAAUAAAUGCCAAAAGCAUGUGCUGAAUCUA